Pocillopora meandrina is the source of this 7326-nucleotide messenger RNA. The record is from the annotation of a GenBank genome assembly. NCBI's taxonomy places the organism in Eukaryota, Metazoa, Cnidaria, Anthozoa, Scleractinia, Pocilloporidae.
AUGCGUAAGUCUGAAUUAAUAGUGAGUAUGGCUCGACACUACGCAAUACUUAACAAAUUUCUGAUUCCUGGAGUAUUUGCCGUUUUGCUGUCGAAAGGUGAGAGGUUUUACGCUAUAGAUUUUAGCCAUACUCACUCGUACGCAUGUAAUGACAACUUCAUAACUAUACAUCAUUCGGAAGGAACCAACUCGCAAAAUCUUUUGAGGGAUCUUAAUCUCUUAUCUGAUUGUAAAUUUCAACUUGUUUCUAACAGUGGGCGGUCAAGCAUCAAGAAUGAAUAUGUUACCUCCAUUUUUAGAUCUAAAGAUUUCUUAUUUACGAUUCUUCCGUUCAAGUAAUUAUUUAUGGACAGUUAUAUGGCACUUAAUUUGUAAUUAUCUGAAUUAAUUAAUUCAUUUAAUAGUUAAUAAUAAUAAUAAUAAUAAUAAUAAUAACGAGACAACGUUAGUUAUACAGUGGAACCUUGACUUUCAUCCACCUCAUUGUUAAAAUCACCCUAUUGAAACAGAAUUUUCAAAAAUAGAUUUUGAUGUCAGACUUUUUAAUUUUGAAAAUACAACAUUUUUCAAAACUUCAGUCUCAUCAAUCAUAAAAUGUCUUUUAUAUGAUCAAGAUCUCUCAGUUAUUAUUUUCAUUAUAUAACUUGACAGUUGCUGAGGUAGAACAAAAAUUUAACUCAGGGUAUGGUUGCUUUGUUUAAAGCCAGAUCCACAAAGAAUAAUUCCACAUCUAUGCAAUAAUGAUUGAAAUCAGGAAUCCAUUUUGCACUAAUUUCUCUCUUUUGGUAUAAUUUGAAAAGAACUGCUGUUAACCUUUAAGUGACCAAAUUUUUGAAGCCAAGCUUAAGUUGUGUUAUUAGAGCUUUACUGUAUUAGUUAACCACAAAUCAACAAUUCAUUUGACUAAGAAGGGAUAAUUUUCGAAAUUUAAAGUAAAUGCUGUUCAGAGGAUUCAUUAGAUGUGUCUAAGAGAGAAUUAAACAUUUAUUGAAGCAAAUUAAUAAUUACACAAUGUGUACAACCCCUUAGUUUUGCUUUGUGAUGGUCGUCUUCCACAACAGAGACAGAGUGUCAAAACUUCCUUGACGGUAAGAUUACCACAUUUUAUGUGCGAAAAGAAAUGAGAGGAUGAAGGAGUUAAUGAUUUAAGGUGAUCUGCAUUGUUAGAUGUUCUCUAGUUAUGAACUGGAAAUUCAUAAUUGGAUGAUAUUGGCAGCAAUGAGAGGGCUAAAUAAGAAGGAGCUAUUUCCAUGAAAACGUAAUGACACAGUUUACUAAUUAUGUUUAGUCACCUUGCUUGACAGAUACUCCAUGAUACUUGAUAAAGAGAGAGGCAAUGAGACUCCCUUAGGUUUGUAACAAAAGAAAAAGUUUAGUGCCAAGAUGUUCUCGUAGAUAUCUAUAAUACGCAUUUGUUGAUGAAAACAAAUCCAAUAAGGCAAAUAAAUCAUCAAGGAAUUUAAGUAACACAUUUGAUAGUGUAGCCACAUGUUAAACAAACUGUUUGUAUGAUUUGUUCUUACCUCUCAGUUUUCUGCAGAUGGGUGUGGUAAAACAAAAGGCUGUUUCUUUAAACCAGAAUCAUGUAAAUCUGCAGUAAACAAAUGUGAAUACUUCAUGACUUACAAACCCCAGGGAUCCACCAUUACUUUUGAAUUAAGCAGCAAUACUAAGUGGGCAGCAGUUGGAUUUAACCACAAGGCUGUUAUGGUAAUCAUUACUGUUUUUUAGGAUAUACCUCGAAGUCUUCUUAAAUCUGCAUUUAGUUAAACAGAUGUAUUAAAACUAUCUUAAGCCAGUAAUUUCUGUUGUGUUGUUUCUUCUCUGUUGAAUUUUACAAUACUAGUUUUGUGUGGCUUUUAAUUGUUAAAACAAAAGAGAAAGCACACACAAAUUAAAAAAGAAACAAACAAACAAAAGCGAAAAAAAUAAUGCCACGUACAAAACAGCAAAGCAUGAUAUAGGGCAGUAAUUUUGCAUUAAAUUCAUUAAAUUCAUAAGCUUUAGGAAUUUCAAGGCAAAACAGUGAACAGCAUUUUGAACAGCAUAAUUGUUUGCUUGGUUUAUUUUAAUUUUAGGAUGGAACAGAUGCUAUUAUAUGCUCCCUUCAAAAUGGUACCACUCAAGUUGGUCAUUAUUCAGUUAAGGGAUAUCAAACACCAAGUAGAACAACACAGGUGAGAGUGGUGGCUACAGAGAGUAUGUUAAGCCUUGAACCAAUACUUUUCACAAUUAUCUAGUUUACCUAAAACAAUACAAGUUUUUUAAUUAAUGUAAUCAACUGUCCUUUGGUCAUAUGAAGCUCUAUAUUGACUGUCUAUCAAUAUAUAUUUUUUUAAUUUUUGGUUGAUUCCUCUUCAUCUCUGUGAUAAAUGCGGUUGAAUGAUAAUAGGGUUUAUUUGCAGCAGACUUUCACUUAACUUUUUACUUCUUCAGAAGAUAAAAGGACUAAAAAUUGAACAACAAUCUUACGAGGAUGGAACUAUCAAAUGCAGGUAGAAACAAUAAAUGUCUGACUCAGAAGCAUUGGUUAAAUUGCAAAAUCUUAUAGCCAUUUGAUUGGACUCAAGUGUGAUAAUGAUAAUAGAAAUUAAAACUAUGAUUAUAAUUAUGUUGAAGUCAAUAUUCAAGACUGAUUUUUGUUAUGUUGAAUCAUAUUGAUUUCUUGAUUAAUGAUGCUUAAGAGUUAAAAAUAUCUGUGAUUUCUUGAUCAGAAACUUAAAUUUAAAAAUUAAAAGAAAGCAAAAAAUCAAGUUGUUAUUUUUUGAUACGGAUUUUUUAUUCACUGACUAGUUAUUGUGAGGAGUGUUUUUAGGGUUAAGCAUUAAUGACUGCAUUUAAUUAUUACUAUGCACCCCACUGCUCCAUGUAAUUUUUGUGGUCUGUUAUUACAUUGCUGGAGAAAAUAAAUAUUAAUUUACAGGAGAUGAAUGAAGGAAAAACAAAUUUAUUUGGUUAUCAAGGUGUUUGUAUACACUUUAGGUUUAGUAGAGAGAAGCAGGAUGGAGUCAUGACUUCUGACCUGAACAAUAAUUUAUUUGUUAUAUUUGCACAAGGGCCUACAGGUAAGGCAGGCAAUACUUUGUGCUAUUUUGUUUUGAAUCCAAUUGUGUUUAGAUGUUUUAAAAGUCCAAUCGAUAUAUAAUUUUAUAUAUAUAUACCUGUUUUGAAAAACACAGCAACAUUGGAAAUAAAAGGUGUAUAUAUAUUCUCAAAUUUGCAACCUUUUGUGAUACAGGUGUUUAAAUAUACAUAUAUAUAUAUAUAUAUAUAUAUCUGGCUUGUCAGGAUAAAGUGUAGUCUCUUUGUUUUUUCCCUAACUCAAUUCAUAUCACUCUUCUUCAAUGUAUCAAGCACUGUAAUACAGGAAAACUGAAACAUAGACUUCCUAUAUAUAUUAUGUAUAGUUAUUAUUUAUAUAUAUAUAUAUAUAUAUAUAUAUAUAUGAGAAAAAAAAAUUAUAGACCUUGAAAGGCCCAAAUAUGAUAUACUUUGAUGCUAAGGUUCACUAACUUGAGGUGUUACUCUGUUGAUAGUGUUCAUCCUAUACAUCCAUUCAUGGUUGAGAUGUUUGCUUAAUUGCAUUUCUUUAUUUCAAGAUAUAUAUAUAAAUCUUGGUUAUAGUCUAUCCUGAUGAUCACAUAAGCAUGAAACUCAGAGUCAGAAAAAGUUAUGUCUUAUUGAUUAGUUCAGCUGUCAGAUAUCUAUAUAAUUAUCUAUUUAACAAAUAGAUUCCAAGUUGCUGUGUGUCUGUUCAGCAAUAGAUCAUAGAUGAUGUCAAAAUGUGGUAAGAACAAAAAAGUGGCACACGAGGUGCAGCCAAGUGUGUCACUGAUGUUCUUACCAUAUUUUGAUGUCCUCUGUGAUCUAUUACUGAACAGACGUACGGCAACUUGGAAUCUAUUAGUUUUAUAUAAUAAAGAAUUAAAAUAUACGGAAAAAAGGUUUAAUGAUGAUGUCAUCUAUACAUCUGUCCUCCAAUAGAUCAUAAGUGAGAACCAAUCAGAAUGCGUGCAUAACUGAGCUUAUAUUAUAUAAAUAAAUAUAUAUAUAUAUAUAUAAGGAUAAUGGAGUGGCUAUGCUAAUUCUGCCGGGUGAAAGGACUGGAACUAAAUAAGAUUAAUUCAAGUAGUAAUAAGUUAAGUAAAUGAAAAAAAACAUCUAAUAGCAGUCCUUCCAAUAACUUUUAGGGUAAAAGUUUCUUGUCAAGGCUGAAACAAUGACAUACAUGUAUUUGUCACGCCUCUCUUUGCUACACUGUUGUUCAGUGUUAUUCUGAUGGACACUUUUGUGAUGCAAUCUGAUGCAGUUCUUUUUAUCAUGUAAAGUUAAUUUUAAAAUCCUGCAUGUAAUUGACUUACAGUUUCAGUGCUGUGCACAGAGUUCUAAUUAACCCUUUAACCCCUAAAAGGGGCUAACAUAUAAUUUCUUUUCACAUCAUCCCUGAAUCAAACAUUAAGGUCAUGAGAAUAAAGGAAAUGAUCACCAACUAAGGAAGCUCUUGAUUGCCAAACAAAUUCUUCUGAUCAGCUUCUUAGAAGAGGUUUAGAGGAUAGUAACUCUAGAGAAUAUGUAUACUGACGUUAGGGUGUAAUAAUUCUGCACAAUAUAAGGAGGAUUACUCUUGGUUUCGUGUUUAAACCUGUACAGGGACUGGUGGAUCUCUCAGGGAACACAGCUGGCAAGGUCACUCCAUGAGCCCAGUGAAUCUCAAGGAAAUUCAAAACCUUGAAGCAUCAGUCUAUGAUUUCUCCCUACUUCAAAUCCAUGGUAAUUUUAUAAAUUGUUAUUACAUCUGAAAUUGUUUUCAGUAUUUGUAGCACAAAUUCCUUUUUUUGUUACACUUUAUAUAAUUUGUAAAUUCCCACUGCUUAAUUCUCAUGUACAGAGAAUAUUGAGAUAACUGGCAUUUUACUUGAAUUUACCUGCCAACUGACUAGACUGCAGGGAAGACUGCUUACAGGUUCUGAAUUUUGAUUAUAGCAGUGUUGAUGGUGAUUGCCUGGGUGGGGUUUGCCACCAUAGGGAUGUUUAUAGCAAGAUACAUGAAGCCAGUCUGGGGUGAAAAGGAUCUGUGUGGCAACAGGCUCUGGUUUCAGGUUUGUCCUAGUAGUGUAGAUGGAAAUUCAACCAAAUUCUUUAUUAUUAACCUGUUAGAGGUUACAUGGAUUAGUGCAGGUUUUGCCCUAUCACUUAUUUCAAGUACUGACAUUUGAUGUAGAAACAGUUAAUGUUCAGUCAAGGUCUAGUUGCAUUAAUUUCAUUUUCCCACUGACAAAAUGUGGUCAAAGGCCUACUGUUUGUAUUUCAGUAAAAAGCUUCACUGGGGAAAAAUUUUAUUAUCUGGGUGGAGGAUUCCAAAGAAUAGAAAAAGUAGACAAAUUGAUUAGGUUCAUCCUACUUGACUGAGAAUAUAAGAAACAGUACUUGAUGGGGAAAAUUUCUACAGUUGAUGAUGUUUUUAUACACUCAGGUGCACCGUGUUAUCAUGGUUAUCACAGGCUUAUUAACUGUAAUAGGAGUAACUCUAGCCUUCAUUUAUGUUGGUGGAUGGUCUAAGGUAUGUUUUGUGUCAAAUGAAAAAUUAAGUUUUCUUUUAAGACACAGCAACACAACCUAAGUAAAAGAGCAAAAAAUGAAAAAUGGUAGAAUAAACACAAAAAUUUAAGUGGAUUGCUAGUUUUACUUUCUGUAAGACACUGAUCAAAUCACUCAUUGCGUUCGACGUUAGGAGAAAUGCAUGUUGUGAAAGCUUUACAGUUUCUCUUUCAUUUUAUACUAAAUUUUAGAAGUAGUUCACAUUUUCAAAAUUGUUUAAUAACAUAGAUUUAAAUAAAAUUAAUCCAUUUCCCCUAUUAGUAAUAACUACCACACCAAAAGUAAAAAUUGUUUGCGACGACUGCCUCUUCAAAAACAGAUAUAACUAGCCUUUAAUUACACAGAGUAAAUACAUCCAUAACCCUUUAUUUGAGUUCAUAGGCAUAUUCAUCUAUCCUAAUAACCAAAAACAAUAUUCCCCUUUGAAAUGCCGACGCACUUCCCUAAUCUCCGAUUACUACCAUGAAUAAUCCUCCCCAUUUAUUUUAUGGGAACACUAAUUCAUGCCAUCAAUUAUUUUAUGGGAACACUAAUUCAUGUCAAGCCUUUCUCAUGGUAAUGUAUAUUUUGUCAAUGAUGCCCAUAGGAUGCUGGUGCUCAUCCUGUCAUUGGCAUUAUUGUACUGUCAAUAACUAUCAUACAGCCAAUUGCAGCAACUCUCAGACCUCCAUAUGGAGAAAGGUAAUUUCUGAUAUCACUCUGAAGUGUGAAAAUUAGUACAGCUUUCUUUACAUGUGUUUUGGGUUUACUGUUGUUUUUUAAUUGAGGUACUAGGUAGCAGCACAUAGUAAUGAAAUGAUUACUUCCCUCAGAAUAUGCAGGUACUGCAAGGCCAUUUUAAUUUGGCACUCCCCAUUUUAUAUGGACACCAUUCACUGAAUGGACAGUAGCUGCAAUAAGCCCUGUUAGAAUCCUCUGAAGUCCUUAACCAGUUUCUCACAAUUGUUUUCAUUUGUUCUUUUGUUUGUUUGUUUGUUUGUUUUUAAGACGAUGGAUGUUCAACUGGGCACAUAGAAGUUUUGGAUUGAUUGCCUUAGCAUUAUCAGGUAUCAAUCUAACACAUACAGUGUAUGUGGUGUAACUUGUGCUGUAUGCCAGAAGGACUAAAUAGUUGCAAUAUUUUUUAUUACACUGAAUAUGGACUAACAGUUAAGAUAGUUUGUAGAUCAGGCCUCACAUGAAAGGAUUACCUAAUUUGAUUUUUUUUUCUAAAGUGAUAAAUAUAUUCCUGGGUUCUGUACUACCAGCCUUCCAUCUGGAAAGUUCUGCAGUGUAUGUGAUGAUCGUCUAUCUACUAGUGCUUGCAGCAGUGGUGAUGUUUGAAAUCUACUUGGCUUGCAAACAAGGAAAAAGUGUUAGAGAGUAUUGUGUGCUUUCUAAACCUCAAGAAGAUGAAGUUGACCUUACUCCAGUUUCAGCCAGUGGAACUGAAAUUGAUGUUGAGAAGGUGCAUUAGUCAAUUAGGUGUAUUUGAAACUAACAGCCUGAUAGCAUGAACACACACACACACACACACACAAAAAAACAAACUCUGAGGCAAGAAUAAACAGGAUGAGUAAAUCCAGUGUACAACAGAUGUUUCUCUUAAAAGCAUACCUCUGUUUUUUUUUUUUUUAGGUAUUCAAGCUACACACCAUUAUGUUUGGAGUUCUGAUUUUGGCUCUAAGUAUUAUUUGUGUGGCCAUGCUGUUACUGAUCACUAUGCAUGUGGAAGCUGAUGAUAACUGA